Molecule: messenger RNA, 4628 nt
Organism: Sinocyclocheilus rhinocerous
Lineage: Eukaryota; Metazoa; Chordata; Actinopteri; Cypriniformes; Cyprinidae
Gene: c3a.6
Product: complement C3a, tandem duplicate 6
Exons: 37
Coding region: 25-4473 (1482 amino acids)
Cellular component (GO): extracellular region
Molecular function (GO): endopeptidase inhibitor activity; protein binding
Source: RefSeq, a predicted model, not a curated record
AGUCAGACACACAAACAGACAAAGAUGGAGGUGAAGCUGCUCUUUCUGACUGUUGUUCUUCUCUCCUCGCCGCUCCUCACACUAUGCGACCCACUGUUUGUUCUGUCGGCUCCUAAUCUGCUGAGGGUGGGUUCCUCAGAGAACCUCUUUGUGGAGGCUCAGGAUUACUCUGGACGAGACCUCGAUGUAAAGAUCAUAGUUAAGAAUCAUCCGAAGAAGAACCUGGAUAUACUGUCUAAAUCAGUGACAUUGACUGCAGCCAACAAUUCCCAGAUCCUUACAGAUAUAAAGAUUCCAAGUGAUAGGCAAUAUUUCUCUGACGAUCCGCUGGAGAAGCAGUAUGUGUAUCUACAAGCUCAGUUUCCAUCCGUCACUCUGGAGAAAGUGGUCCUGCUCUCAUUCCAGUCUGGAUAUAUAUUUGUCCAAACAGACAAGCCCAUCUACACACCUGCUAGCACAGUUCAGUACAGGAUCUUCUCACUGACCUCUGGAAUGAAACCAUUUGAACAUGCUGGAAUAUCAGUAGAAAUCAUGGAUCCUCAAGGUAUCACAACUAUGAGAGAAACCAUAUUUCCACAGCAAGGGAUUAGAUCAGGAAAAUAUACCGUACCUCAGCCUGCCAGUCCUGGGAUCUGGAAGGUGGUCACAAGAUUCACAAACACACCACAAAAGAAUUACACUGCUGAUUUUGAAGUCAAAGAAUAUGUGCUUCCCACUUAUGAGGUCACAUUAUCACUCAGUCAAUCGUUCUUCUGUGUAAAAGAUGCUAGUCUGACAGUUAGCAUUGAAGCAAGAUACCUUCAUAGAAACAAUGUGAACGGACAUGCGUUUGUGGUGUUCGGUGUGAUGGAAGAUGAGAGGAAAACAAGUAUUCCUUCUUCUCUUCAAAGAGUUCAGAUAUCAGACGGAGAAGGUAAUGCCAAGCUAACAAAGGACAUGAUACUUCAGACCUUCCCAGACAUCAACCAACUGGUUGGACGAUCAAUUUACAUUUCAGUCAGUGUUUUAUCAGAUACUGGCAGUGAAAUGGUGGAAGCUCAAAGGAGAGGCAUUCAGAUAGUGAUGUCACCGUACACAAUCCACUUUAAAAAAACACCACAAUUCUUCAAACCUGGAAUGCCCUUUGAUGUCUCGGUCUAUAUAACAGACCCUGACCAGAUGCCUGCUGAAAACAUUGAAGUGGAGGUAAAUCCAGGAGUGGUCAGAGGUCGAACGAGAGCCAAUGGCAUUGCGAAGCUUACCGUCAAUUCUUACGAAGGAUCUUCCACACUGGAGAUCACUGUACAAACCAAACAACCAAAAUUAGAUGACGACCAGCAGGCAGUGAGGAAGAUGACGGCUCAGGCCUAUCAAACCAAAGGCGGCUCCAACAACUACCUGCACAUCGGCAUUGAUGCUGCAGAGCUUCAGAUCGGUGAUCAAAUGAAAGUCAAUCUGAAUCUGGGAAGAAGUCCAGGAGUCAGAGAUCAAGAUUUCACCUACAUGAUCUUGAGUAAAGGUCACAUUGUUCAAGCAGACAGGUUUAAGCGAAGAGGACAAUCACUAGUGACUCUAUCUCUACCUGUAACCAAAGACAUGGUGCCGUCCUUCCGCUUUGUGGCUUAUUACCAUGUGGGCUCGUCUGAGGUGGUGUCUGAUUCAGUCUGGGUUGAUGUGAAGGACACGUGCAUGGGAACGCUGAAGGUUCAGGUGAAGGAGCCUCGACCGAUCUAUGAGCCAGGAGAAAGUUUCAGCUUGCAGAUAACUGGAGAUCCUGGAGCUAAAGUUGGUCUGAUGGCGGUGGAUAAAGCUGUGCACGGACUGAACCAGAACAGACUCACUCAGACAAAGAUCUGGGACGUCAUAGAGAAGCAUGACAUUGGCUGUACGGCAGGAGGAGGAAGGCACAGCAUUGGGGUUUUCACUGAUGCAGGUCUGAUGUUUGAGUCCAACACUGCAGGAGGAACCAACACCAGAACAGUGCCUGAGUGUCUCGUACCUUUAAAGAGAAGAAGAAGAGAGAGUCUUCAGCGAGUCACAACUAUACUGGCUGGUCAGUACUCUGGUGAUCUGAGGAAGUGCUGUGUGGACGGCAUGAGGGAUAAUAAACUUGGCUACACGUGUGAUCGUCGAGCCAUGUACAUCGUAGAUGGACACAACUGUGUCCAGGCCUUCCUGCACUGCUGCCAUGACGUGGAGGCUCAUAGUAUGGAGGCUGGAGAGGAGGAGAUGAUUCUGGCUCGCAGUGAGGAUAGCGACUAUUAUGAGAGUUUUGAUGAAAUCACAUCACGUACACAGUUCCCUGAGAGCUGGCUUUGGGCAGAGGAGAUUCUGCCGGUCUGCCCAGAAAAAAACAAGUUAUGUGGAACAACGUCGAUCACAAGAGACAGAAUCUACCUUAAAGAAUCAAUCACUACCUGGCAAAUCUUUGCUAUCAGUCUGUCGAAAACACACGGCAUCUGUGUGGCAGAUCCAUACGAGAUGAUCGUUUAUAAGAGAUUCUUCAUUGACCUGAAGGUGCCGUACUCAGCUAUUCGCAAUGAACAACUACAAAUAAGGGCCAUCCUGCACAACUACACCAAAAAGAAAAUUAGGGCACGGCUUGAGUUCAUGGAAACCGAACAUAUUUGUAGCUCUGCCAGUAAAAAGGGCAUGUACCAGACUGAAGUGGAGGUCGAGUCCAUGUCCUCCAGGUCCAUCCCGCAUGUGAUUAUUCCCCUGGAGUUGGGCAAUCACUGGAUUGAGGUGAAGGCAGCAGCGUAUGACUCUGUCUACAGUGAUGGAGUGAGGAAGAUCCUGAAGGUGGUGUCUGAGGGUGUGCUCACUAAGGUACAGGAGGCAAAUGUUGAGCUCAAUCCUGCUAAAAUGGGUGGAGUACAACAAGUGUCUGUCAGGAGUAACAAACCAGAUGCUCAGGUUCCUAACACACCCGCAAACACGUACAUCACAGUGACCAGUCAGGAGUUCAGUAGGUUGAUCGAGCAGGCCAUCAGUGGAGACUUAAUGGGGCGGUUUAUUGUUCAGCCUCGUGGUAAUGGAGAGGAGAACAUGAUCCAUAUGACUCUACCUCUCAUAGCCACUCAUUAUCUGGACAGCACCAAUCAGUGGGACACUGUUGGUAUGGAGUGCCGUAAUGAAGCCGUCAACCAUAUCAACACAGGUUAUCAGCGACAGCUAACUUUCCGUAAACCAGAUGGGUCCUUUGCUGCCUUGAUGAACAUGCCUAGCAGCACAUGGCUGACAGCAUAUGUGGCUAAAGUGUUCGUGAUGGCCAGUGAUCUGAUUGCCACAGAGGAGCAUGUGAUCUGCAGCGCCCUCAUGUGGCUGGCCACAAAACAACAGCUGUCAGACGGCACAUUUAAAGAAGAGGCGCCUGUUAUACAUCAGGAGAUGCUUGGUAAUGUACGCGAGAAAGAUGAUGAUGCCUCUCUAACUGCAUUUGUCCUGACUGCAAUGCAAGAGGGGAGCAAGAUCUGUGCUAGAUCUAAUCUUCAGAGCAGUAUGAACAGAGCCAUUGAUUACCUGCUGCUGAGAGUUCACAGCCUGACCAGCACUUAUGCUGUCGCUAUGACUUCUUAUGCUUUAGCCCAUGCUGGAAAACUCAAUAAAGACAUCUUGAAGACAGUGUCACAUCCAGGCGCCAUUGAAAGUUACCUGCUCACGAUUGAAACCUAUUUCAAGAGCUCAGAGAGAGAUGCUUCCAUGACGGUUGUGGAUGUCGGUCUGCUGACAGGGUUUAAAGUGGAUGAAAAUGAUCUUUCAAAGUUAUCUAAAGGGAAAGAAAAGUACAUCGAGAGAUUUGAGAUGAACAUGGAGCUUUCUGAGCACGGAUCGCUAAUCAUUUUCUUGAAUAAGGUUUCUAAUAAAGAGAGGGAAAGGGUUGUCUUCAGAAUGCACAAGAUCAAUGAAGUGGGAAUGCUGCAGCCCGCCGGAGUCACUGUGUACGAGUACAACGCUCCGGAUGACCGUUGUGUGAAGUUCUACCAUCCUCAUAAGAAAGACGGAGCGCUGAACAGACUCUGCCAUGAGGACCUGUGCCAGUGUGCUGAAGAGAACUGCAGUCUCCAAAAGAAGCAUCACAUUAAGGAGUCUCAGCGUGCCUAUAAGGCCUGUGCGCCUGGAGUGGAGUACGUUUAUAAGACCCGAGUGGUGGGAAUGGAGCUUUCAUUGCAAGCAGACAUCUACAACAUGACCGUUGAACAAGUGCUGAAAGAAGGCACUGAAGCAGAUGUGGAAGGAAGGAUUAGGUCUUUCUUGGCUCAUCCUUAUUGUAGAGAGUUUCUGGACUUCCAAGAAGGCAAAACCUACCUGAUCAUGGGCCAAACCACGUCACUUCCCAGGAUUGGUGGAAGGCUGAGGUACAGCCUGGGUGAGGAGACCUGGAUUGAAUACUGGCCCACACGAGAGGAAGCCCAAACCCAAAAAUACAGAGACAAGCACGUCGGCAUCACAGCACUCUCUAACGAGCUCUUCAACUUUGGAUGCACAACUUAAUGAUCCUGCUGUAAUGACCCAUGGAAUCUGUAAUGCAAUCCAAAAACGUUGCUUGAUUUGUAUUCCCUUUUCUGGUAACACUUGUGUCAACCCUAAAGGCCCAUUCAUAGUUCACUGUCACAGUUUUACUCCAGUGAAAGUUUCAUCAAAUUGGG